UCCACCUGCAACUUGGUUGGGAUGUGUCCCUGAUUCGGGGAGCAAGGCCCUGUCAGCUGCUGUCUCUGUCAGCCAGGAAGGAGGAGGGCCCUCCAGCAGUGUCCCAUCCACCCUGACGGGACCCCUCGCCGUCUGCAGCACAUCCACCCACAGACUUUGGUUUCCAAGCACCCCCCUAUUCCCCUCAGCCAACAGCAGAAACAGCAAGGGCCAAGUACAGGCGAAGGUGGAUGUGGACUCAGGGUGGGCGCUGUGCUCCCCUUUCCCAGAUGGAUUGGUGGGCAUGGAGAGCUUUUGGAAGGGCCGUGUUUGUGUUGGCAGAGAAGGUUGGCUGCUGAGCCAGGGUGUGUCUCGGAGGCCUGCCAGGUUGCCUGCAUCCACCCCUCACCACCAUGGGCCGUCCAGGCUGACCAGCUGGUUCCUGCUGGAGGCACCUGGUGUCAUCUGGGAGACCAUGUCCAGGCCCCCCGACUGGCUGCUGCGGCUGCUCUGGGGCACCCCAAGGCAGCGGAUCUGCACCCUGUUCAUCAUCAGCUUCAAGUUCACAUUUUUUGUCUCUGUCAUGAUCUACUGGCACAUUGUGGGGGAGCCCAGAGGCCAAGGACAAUUCUCCAACCUGCCUGUUGACAUCUCCUGCCCCCACUUGGUGCCCCCCACACCUCCCUCCACCCCUCUUCCAGGCAACAUCUUCUUCCUGGAGACUUCAGACCGGACCAACCCCAACUUCCUGUUCAUGUGCUCGGUGGAGUCGGCAGCCAGGGCCCACCCCGGGUCCCAGGUGGUGGUCCUGAUGAAGGGGCUGCAUGGUGGCAGCCCCUCCCUGCCCCGGCACCUGGGCCUCUCGCUUCUGGGCUGCUUCCCCAAUGUGCAGAUCCUCCCGCUGGACCUGGAGGGACUGUUCCGGGACACGCCCCUGGCAACCUGGUACGUGGCUGUGCAGCGGCGGUGGGAGCCCUACCUGCUGCCCGUGCUCUCCGACGCCUCCAGGAUCGCGCUCAUGUGGAAGUUCGGCGGCAUCUACCUGGACACAGACUUCAUUGUCCUCAAGAACCUGAGGAACCUCACCAAUGUGCUGGGCACCCAGUCUCGCUACGUCCUCAAUGGUGCCUUCCUGGCCUUCGAGCGCCACCACGAGUUCAUGGCACUGUGCAUGCGUGACUUCGUGGCGCACUACAACGGCUGGAUCUGGGGCCACCAGGGCCCACAGCUGCUCACGCGGGUCUUCAAGAAGUGGUGCUCUAUCCGCAGCCUGGAUGAGAGCCACUCCUGCCGCGGCGUCACCACCCUGCCCUGUGAGGCCUUCUACCCCAUCCCCUGGCAGAACUGGAAGAGGUACUUUGAGGACGUCAGCCCCGAGGAGCUGCCCCGGCUGCUCAAUGCUACCUACGCCGUCCACGUGUGGAACAAGAAGAGCCAGGGCACACACUUUGAGGCCACGUCCAGGGUGCUGCUGGCCCAGCUCCAUGCCCGCUACUGCCCCACAACGCACGAGGCCAUAAAAAUGUACUUGUGAGGGGCCUGCUGGGGCACCUCCACCUACCCAGCACCCUAACUGGAGAAGGGCUCUUGGCCACCCUGCCGGGGAGGCAAGCUGCAAGGCCUGAGUUGCCGCAGCUGGGGAUUUGGGGCAGGAUGGAGGGACUG
This is a messenger RNA of Manis javanica (Malayan pangolin), 1644 nucleotides long. NCBI's taxonomy places the organism in Eukaryota, Metazoa, Chordata, Mammalia, Pholidota, Manidae. The record is from RefSeq and is a predicted model, not a curated record.